UUUUUCUUUGGGUAAUCAAACACAUUCCUUACGGGGAGAGGGAGUUUAGGGUUCAAGCUUUAAUUUGCGGAGGGGAAGAAAACACAAAAAUGGCAGCAGAUUCAAUUUCUCGAAAAUCUUUAUUAAUUCGUAAUUUCUGUAAAUCAAUCGAGAAGAAACAUAAACAGCAUUUAUCAUUCCUUUACACUUUCACUUCCACCUCCAAUUUCAACUUCAACAUAACCUUCAAAAUUUCUUGUUUCUACAAGCUUGAAUCUCAACUCUUUGAAGGUUGAGAAGAGAGGCAUCUCUGUUGAAUACAUUGCGCCCAAUUCACAGUGCUACUGCUUCUGCUUGUUCUGUAUCCAAGCUUCCUACUGAAGUUUGCACAUCUAAUGACGGUUUGUCUAAUUAUUAUUGCAUUUAUUUUUCUUUCAGUUUGUAGAUAAGAAGAAAUACAUGUUUCAUAUACAGCACAUCUUGAUCAAUCAAUUUGAUAGGAUUCUCAUACUACAACCACCCUAUUGAUAUGGAGUUUAGGCUAGAACGACAGUGGAACGACGUACAUACUAGAGAGAUUAGAUUUGGUUACUCCGUGAAAACACAAGUAUGCUUUGCAUUUGCAUCCUUAUAGGGCUUGCAAGGAUGUUGCUGAAAUAUCCUCCUACCAGUUAGUAGAGCCAGUCUUAAAAAAUAGGAUCCGCUCACUGUCUUUUCUUUCCAUGGUAUAUAAGUCAGUCUAGGAGUGUCAACCACUUCUUUAGUAAUGUUCCAGCGGACUGAUUCCUCAUCUAGAGACAACUAAUGCAUUGACUAUUUUGGAAGGGAUGUUCUUAUUGUAUAGCUGCCUGUUACUUGAAACUACAUCAUUUUAUUUUGUCGAUCUCUAAGGCCAUUUCCAUAUUCGCAUCACCAACUAAAUUGAAAACCCUUUUUCGUCACAAAAAAUUCUAAACAGACUGAGGAAAUGAAUGCAGAUUUGUUUAUACAAGAUGCGAAUAGGUAGAAUCAUACAUCAUUGAUAUAUAUGUGCACACACAUUCUAAAGUCUCUUGCUAUCUAAUUUCCAAGGUAGGUGUAGACAACUUCAAAAUAAACGCCCUGUCAAGAAAACCUUAUCUUAAAACUAAUCAUGAUCUGUAUUAGACUAUUAGUUAUGUUGUGAUUGACUUUCUAUUGCUUUGUUGGAUGUGUAGGAAAUUAUGUAAUGUGGCUCCUAUCCUCCUUUAAGUGAUACCGGGGCCAACUUGAGCCCGGGCAUUCAUGGUACGUCCAUGUUCAAUCUAAAACUUUUCUGGUCAUAUGUUCCAAAUGUUCCAUUUGCUUAGAAUGUUAAUAGAGAUUCAAUAGUUGUUAUCUUGUAUAACACCCUCGAAUUGUCAAUCCUAGUUCCAUCCCUGGGCAAGAACAACUGUUAUCGUUAGUUAGCUUUGUCAUCACCAAAUUAUUGAUACCGAUUUACAUGUACCAAUGAAUAUACAGCUCAAAAAUCAAAAUAAAGUUUAGCUAUACAAAGUCAAUUGUUAUAGUUUAUUCAUAUUGUGUUACAUCAUGGUAAAGCCUGUGAAUUAUGGAGGUCUUAGAUGCAUUUUUCUCAAGAAAAUAUCAUCAAAAGCAAGGUAGCGGUCUUAAUCUAAACAUUGUGACCGUUGAUCGACCGUCCAGAUUAAGAACAUAGCCAUUGGCAGGUAUGUUUACAGUGUUCUCUCGCUAUAUAUAUUCUAGUGUUUGAUCUUGUUAAGGAUCAUAAUGUUUUUUUCCUCUCUUUAAAUUUCUUCAAAUAAUACGAAAUAUUCAUAUUCUUACAGUACUCUUUUCUUUGCAAUUUCUGAGCACUCGGUCAUUCGCGUCCCACAAGUAACUAUGGCGUGGUAUAAAGAUCCUCAAUUGUAUAUAUCUCGUGAAACGCCAGGGUUAAAGCUAUACAGGAUGAAGGAACCAAUUGGUACCCCCAUUGCUCUAUCAGGUAUAAUUGAUUACGGAUUCUUAGAUUACUCUAAACAUCUCUCUUUGGCAAAUAACAAAGAAAGCGAUUUUGAUGCUUUCUUAUCUUCCAUCCAAUUUGAUGGAGUGACUUUCAAGCUUAUAAAUUGUCAAGGCUGGGUGGUGUACCAGAUGGCCAGUAAUUACUACCACUUAACCUGGGCACGUGAACCACUUAAUUCGCCCUUUUAUAGGCUGCCUGGUAUUAAUACUCCCGAAACAGAACUAUUGGCUCAGAAAGAAGCUCUUGACAGAAGAGUUUCCAUCUUGGAAGCAGAAAUAUCACCGCUCAAAGUUGUAGUCCGAAUGAGCAAAGAAAAUAGGAAUACUCUUAUUCGCGAGAAACAAGCUCUGGAAAGAAUAGUUUCGGACCUAAAAGCAAGAAAUUCAACUCUCGAAGAUGAUAAGCUCAAGCUUAUGAAUGACUUGAAUGAAAUAAAGGCUGAGAAUCGAGUAGAGAAACGACUUUCUGAUCUAGAAGCAACAGUUUCAACUCUCAGGGAAUUCAUGAGGAGUUGUGAUGGUAAGAACACUUUUGUCAAUGAACUGGAUGAUGAGAAAGCGGAAAUCAAGGCAGAACAAGUAUCUGUUUUGACAUCAAAACUCAAAGACUGUUGUGGUGCUGGAGGUAGAUCAGCUGAUGAAGAACCAUGGAAAAGUGGGUACUGAGUGUGUAAGAGUUUUAGUAGAGUUUAUGAGAGGUGUUAAAGAAGUGUAAUGCUCGUUUUAGUUUGAACAGCUAUAACUGUCAGCUAAGACAAAUUUAAGUGACAGAAUUCUGUUACCUCAUCACCUCUCACACUCUCUGUCGUCACUGUUGUUUCCUCUCUUUUUUACAGCUUUUAGAAGGCAUUUGAUGUAAACUAUUGUGCUUCUGAAUGGAAUGUUCUUAUCUGAUUCUCACA
This is a messenger RNA of Papaver somniferum (opium poppy), 2867 nucleotides long. RefSeq lists its product as uncharacterized. NCBI's taxonomy places the organism in Eukaryota, Viridiplantae, Streptophyta, Magnoliopsida, Ranunculales, Papaveraceae. The coding region runs from base 1843 to 2631 and encodes 262 amino acids. The record is from RefSeq and is a predicted model, not a curated record. The transcript is spliced from 2 exons.